UGACGCAAGUCAGAUUAAAUCCGGGCAGAACCAAACCAUCAAAAGGGCUUCUUUUUGGGUGUGCUGUUCUGUCUUUGUCUUGAAGAAGAAGAAAAGAAGAAAAACCCUCUUAAAAUACAGUCCAGAGAGAGAGAGAAAGAGAGGAAAAGCAAGUUUUUCAGUGGAAGAAAGCUAGCAAUCAAAACGUUGCCGUAGGGGAAAAUGUUCAGGAACCAGUACGAUACCGACGUGACUACAUGGAGCCCCGCAGGGCGGUUGUUCCAAGUGGAAUACGCAAUGGAAGCUGUGAAGCAGGGCUCGGCGGCGAUCGGGCUUCGAUCCAAGACCCAUAUCGUCUUGGGUUGUGUCAACAAGGCUAACUCCGAGUUGUCUUCUCACCAGAAGAAGAUCUUCAAAGUGGACGACCACAUCGGCGUCGCCAUAGCCGGUCUCACCGCCGACGGCCGCGUCCUCUCUCGUUAUAUGCGAAACGAGUGUAUUAACUACAGCUUCACGUACGAGUCGCCGCUUCCUGUAGGCAGACUCGUCGUCCAACUCGCCGAUAAAGCCCAGGUCUGCACCCAACGCUCUUGGAAAAGACCUUAUGGUGUUGGCCUGUUGGUGGCUGGCUUGGAUGAAUCUGGGGCUCAUCUCUACUACAACUGCCCAAGCGGAAAUUACUUUGAGUACCAGGCUUUUGCCAUUGGAUCCCGCUCACAAGCUGCAAAGACGUACUUGGAACGCAGGUUUGAGAACUUUGCAGAUUCCUCACGGGAUGAUCUGGUCAAAGAUGCUCUUAUGGCAAUAAGGGAGACCCUGCAAGGAGAAACUCUAAAAAGCUCAAUAUGUACAGUUGCUGUGGUAGGGGUUGGGGAGCCAUUCCAUAUUUUGGAUCAGGAAACUGUACAACAAAUGAUUGAUGCCUUUGACAUUGUCGGAGAGAAAGAAGGUCCUGCUGCCGAACCUGAUGAUGCAGCUGCAGGACAGGAGGUUGAAGCUGAGCAGGGUGCUGCUGCUGAUCAGGGUGGUUCUACCGAUGAAGGUGUGGCCCCAAUGGAUAUUUGAGGAUGCAAGAACGCCACAGUCCCAUCCUUGUCUUUAGAUGAGGUUUUCUAGCAUGUGUUUGCAGAUUUGAGUUAGGCACUGCUAGACAUUAUUGUGUUGGAUAUAUCCUUCUUUCUUAUGCAAAUUAUCUUCACCCUUGGUGCAAACAUGCAAUGCUAGCCUGAGCUGAAACUUAAAACUACAUUUACAUUUAUACUCAAGAUACGAAGUUGUUGACUUAAUUUAAGUGUUACUACUUUGAAUUAUGAAAUUUGAUGCUAGUCUCUUGCAAGACAAAGAUUGAAGGGGCAGACAUGAGGAUUUGUGAUUGACUCAAAUUUGCAUCAAGGGCACAAAGACACCCAUAAACGUUAAACAACAUAUAGAUUUUGUUCUACUAGUUCCUAGUUGUACGAACUCAAGUAUAAUGGUGGGUAUUUUAGCAAGCUGAACGUGUAGACAUCCUAUUGAAACUUGACUUCAUAGAUUCAAAUCUUUGCAUGUACUGAAAACGGAAUUUUGCGCGAUAGCCAGUCUUGUUCAUUUUCCAAUACGGCCAAUUUUAAAUUUGGACCUUAAUUUCUGCCUUUGAAUUGCAUGUUUAGGAAAUUUCAGAACCAGUUUGGUAGUCUUUUUUGAUGAUUGAUGC
Durio zibethinus is the source of this 1672-nucleotide messenger RNA. RefSeq names its product proteasome subunit alpha type-1-A-like. Gene Ontology annotation, cellular component: proteasome core complex; proteasome core complex, alpha-subunit complex. Gene Ontology annotation, biological process: ubiquitin-dependent protein catabolic process. Lineage: Eukaryota; Viridiplantae; Streptophyta; Magnoliopsida; Malvales; Malvaceae. The record is from RefSeq and is a predicted model, not a curated record.